Messenger RNA from Toxotes jaculatrix (banded archerfish), 3965 nucleotides. It is a transcript of the gene ppp1r3db, whose product is annotated as protein phosphatase 1, regulatory subunit 3Db. Gene Ontology annotation, molecular function: protein phosphatase 1 binding; glycogen binding. The transcript is spliced from 2 exons. Gene Ontology annotation, biological process: regulation of glycogen biosynthetic process. Bases 340 to 1248 code for a protein of 302 amino acids. Lineage: Eukaryota; Metazoa; Chordata; Actinopteri; Toxotidae. Gene Ontology annotation, cellular component: protein phosphatase type 1 complex. The record is from RefSeq and is a predicted model, not a curated record.
AGGGCUGAGCUCAAAGAGUGGGAGCCAUAGAUCACAGUUUGUUCUCCAGAUCCAGUCACCGAUUCGUAGGGAGAUUGUGGUAUUUUUUUUUUGUAAGUCUUCUUAUCAGAUCAUGUUGUCAGUGGCUUGCAGUGGCUUCAUUAUUUUUCCCUCACUGUGUUGUGCCUGACUUCCUGUGGCGUUUUACCGGCAUUUGCUGGCACAGGAGCAGUCUCUCCUUAUCUGUCGUCUGGUUGCAGUUCGUAGCAACUUCUAGACAGUGACCGGGGUCAAUGCAAGAGACUAGCCCAACAACAGAACAAAAGGAGUCUGCUGUAAAGGUGAUUUUAUGUGGCGAACAUGGCUGAGGCUUGUGAUAAAUGGCAGCAGAGAGGUUCUGGAGAGCUUCAGUUCAUCAGUGGCUACAGGAGCGUACCGACCACUAAAAUCACCACCAUUCGUCUUCGGGAAAUUUAUGAUCCCAAACCUCAACCUCCCAAAGCUCCUGUUCGGAUUCGCCCUCCGAGUCCAAGAGCUCCCCCAGUGAAGGAAGCCAAUUUAAAGCCCAGUUUGCCCAGUGAUCCUCCCAUUAAGACGAUCAUGAGGAGACGAGCUCAGUCUCUUCCUUCGUCUGCAGAGAGGAAGAAAGAACUUAGGAGCCUGCAGGUACGGUUUGUGGACUCACUGGGCCUGGAGUUAGAGGAAGUGAAGGUCUUCAAAGUUCAAGAGCACCCCCUGAUACCCCAACAUGUUAUGUUCAGACUACUGAUGAGCUCUGAACUGGCUUUCGGGAAGUCAUUGGAGCUGUCCCUGCCUUACUUCAAACCUUGUUUCCUUGAAAAUAUGGGAGCUCAGCCGGACUUCCUGAAGCGUCUCUGUACUCAGAGUGUGUGUCUGGAGCAGGUCCUGUGUUCAGAGCAGGGGAUAACAGGCACUAUACAAGUACUUAAUUUAGCUUAUGAGAAAGAGGUCACAGUGCACUACUCUUUCACCAACUGGAGAACACACACAGAUACAACAGCAUCCUGGGUAUCAAGUGAGAAGCUUGGAGAGUGUGAUGCUCCAGAAACCGAUAUCUUCAGAUUUCGUCUGCCGGUCCCACCCUUCAUUUUGCAGCCAGGAACUAUCUUGGAAUUUGCCAUCUGCUACCGUGUAAAGGGAUCUGAUUAUUGGGACAACAACAAUGGGCACAACUACAAACUGUCAUGCCACAGCUACAAGGUGACUGUGCCAAGAGAGUGUGAGGACAGCAUGCUGCAUUUCACCUGAGUGUCCACAUGGGGGAGCAGUAACACCUGCACAAAGAUAUGGGUGACAAACACUCAAAAUACUGCACAUAUUUAUUCCCAGUGUUUCCCUCACUUUAUUAUGUGCAGUGGUGGAAUGUAAUUUGCUAUUUACUCAAGUAGUCCAAGUUAGUAGAAUUCUGGGUAAUUUACAUGAGUAUAUCCAUUUUAUGCCACUUUAUACUUCUAUUCCACAACAUUUCAGAGGCAGAUCUCGUACCCUUUGCUUCACUAAAUGAAUCUGGGAGCUGUAGUUACUUUUCAGAUUCAAAUUUUAAAUGUAAAAUAUAUAAUCAAUUUGUAAAAUAUUAAGUGUUAUUGUAAAUGACACAUCAACAUAUUAAGUAAAACGUUAAACUUAAAUCUCCAGCUCAACGAGCUAUAACAUUAAAAUCAGGUUUACACACUAAUGCAUCAGUGAUGACUAGUGAGUAAUGGUGUUUACUUUAAAUACUUGUAGUGUAUGUUGGUGACAAUACUGUGACUGUUUUGAAAGCAGGAUAUUUAUUUGUAAUGAAGUAUAAUUUAAAGGGUAACAUAACACCCCCUGAAAAUCUUGUUUGUGCUGACCCCUGGUGUUUUAACUUCUCAUCUUGGUGCAGUGAUGUAGAAGUGUACCCCAGUGUCCCACGACAUCACUGUUGGGUGUGGUCACAGGUGCAACUAAGGAAACACCUAACCAUAGCCAUCAGUGAUCCUGGGAGUGGUCACAGAUGAAACAGUCUGAGCAGAGAUGGCAGCUGUUAAAUGAUUCUUUCAGUAAAGGAUCUGAACACUUCCUCCACCUCUGACGAGAUGAUGCUGGGAAUAGGAAAACUGCAUGUUAUUCUUCAUUACAACACAACUUCUAAUACAUGAGUCUAGUGUUAUAGUGUUAUAUCUGAUUUGCUUCACCACACAUUUGUACUGGAGUUCAAUCUUAAAGGGGUAUGCCAUCAAUUUAGUAUUGCACUUCCACAAAGUUCAGGACUGACAUCCUGAAAUGGUCAAAACCAAAGUAGCAGAGGCUGAGAUAUCCUGGCUUUUAGUCACUCUUAUCAGUGAAACUCUGUGAUGAUAUCGUCUCGUAUUAACUGAACUGAACUUCAUGAGCAAAAUUUGUGGCGUACCCUUUUAAAUGAUUCCAGCCUGUUUGAAGUCAUGGAGGGCUGCUGUGUUCCUGCCGGGCUUUUAUUUAGAUUAAAUCCCUGCCACCUCUGUGCAGACCUACAAAAGAAUUUGCCCACUUUGCACUUUAGUGAGUCUGGUGACCCACUCUGAGUCUGAGUGAGACAAAACACUGCUGUUGAACCUUAAGACAGAAUUUGCACAAGGUAACAAAUCCAUAAUCUUUGCUGAUUUCACACAAAUGGAGAGGAGUUAAUGAUCUGUUUGAAACCUAAGCAGCUUGUUUACUUUCUGCUAUGACCAAAAGGGCUUGACCUCAUUCUUCUGGAGCUUGUUUUGUUUUAGGAGGAUUACAGGGAGCAGUGUUAGCAUGUCUGUUGCACUGUGACCGGUUCCUGUAGAUCCCCAAUGGUAACUGACCUUUCACCAAAAAGUUUCCACUGAUAUGAGAGCCCAGAUUCCAGAGGACUUUCUGGCAGACUGUGACGUUUGGCUCGUGGGAGGGCAUUCUUCCAUCUGCAUUAGUCACUGCAGCUGUAUGGCAUGCUUUAAUCUGAACACUGUGAUCUGAACACUGAAAAGCUUACUGAGCAUAUCAAGCAGUCCAGAGGUCAACUAGUUUUAUGAAGUUUCUAGAAUGAGGUGACUUUUCUCUCAACUCUAAAGGAGAUUUCCCUUAUUCUGUCUUCUUUAAAGACUCACACGUCUAAAAAGUUCAUGAAUCAUUUCUGUUUGAAAAAGCAUGAAAUGAUCGGAUCAUAUUUUUUCACUUAUUUUAAGAAAGAAACACAUUAUUAUCAUCAUAAUACCAGUGAAAAUCAGCUCCACCUUGCCAACCAGCUAAUGUUAAAAUGCUGCUUACAUGUUAAUGCACUGUUCUGCAUAAUGAGUACUUGUAUUUUUGCUACCUUUACCUAUAAUGGAGUAUUUUCACACUGUACUGACACUUUUAUUUAAGUAAAGGAUCUGAAUUCUUCUAUGUGAAUGAUUAAUGAUGUCACUCGUUCUGUUUCUGCUUGAGACAGCAGCCAUGCCAUUUGGCCAGUGGCCUCUCACUGCAGGAGUGUUGAUGAUUUCCGGGACACGAGAUGGCACCAUUGUUCAAAUCUUAAAGCCUACAUGUUCCAUUUAAAACACAGUAUUUGAUUUGUAUUUCCAGUAGUGGAUGAAGUAUUCAGAUUCUAUAAUUAAGUAAAAGAAGCCAUGUAACAGUUCAAAAAUCGUAAGUAUAACAAGCUAUUAUGAAUAAAUGUAUUUGAAAGUUAAAGGGAUGUGUAAUGCAGCAGAAUGGCCCCUUUCAGUUAUAUUAUUAAUUAUAUUGCUCGAUUAUUAUAACUGAUGCAACAUCAUGUAAUAAGCUAAACUAGAACAUUUUUAAUUACUUUAUACACUGUUGUGCAGUUUAAUCUGCUACAAUGCAUCACAUGUUAUCAGAUGACCAUGGUUUCCUACAUCGUUCCAUCACUGGUGGUGGAAAAAAAUAUUCCGAUCUUUGGAAAAAGCACAAAUACAAAAAAAUACUCCAUUACAAGUAAAAGUCCAGUAUGUCAAAUUGUUGCUUGAGCAAAGGUUCAGAGGUUUUAUCUGUAAAAU